Saccostrea cuccullata (small rock oyster) is the source of this 1656-nucleotide messenger RNA. RefSeq names its product E3 ubiquitin-protein ligase TRIM36-like. Gene Ontology annotation, molecular function: zinc ion binding; ubiquitin protein ligase activity. Bases 1 to 1656 code for a protein of 551 amino acids. The transcript has a single exon. The record is from RefSeq and is a predicted model, not a curated record. Lineage: Eukaryota; Metazoa; Mollusca; Bivalvia; Ostreida; Ostreidae.
AUGUCCGCAGUAAAUGCAGGAAGCCAAUAUUUUCCAGGACCAAAACAAGACAUGGACGUGGUUCGUUGUGAUGGAUGCUCCAAUCAGGUUGAUAUCUACUGCCGAAGUUGCGACGCCAAGUUUUGUGGAGAAUGCGCAGGCAAACAUCUUACGAGCUACCUUUCCAAAGUCCAUGAUAUCGUUCCCUACGCCGAGCGGUAUGUCAAACCUAUCGCUCCACGCUGUACUUGUCAAGAAAAAAUGGAGUGUAUUAUGUUCUGCCAGAUGUGUAAUUGUCCUAUAUGCGGGAAAUGUCUUCUGGGUCCACAUCAGCAACAUGCUGUAUCGGACCUCUCUGAAAUAUGCGAAAGUCAGCGUCAAAUUAUCCAAAAGGAAACCUGCUAUCUGGAGAGUUCUUUUCGAGAAACGUUGACAAAAUUGAUGUGCGAGUUGCAGGAAAAGAAAAAUAAAGUGCCUCAACAGUAUGACCCAUUGCUAAAGAAAAUACAGCAUCACGGCAAGAAAUGGCAUGAAGUUGUAGAUUGCGUUAUUAGCCGCCAUAUUGAUGACGUAGAUAAGAUCAAGCAACGUCAUUUGUCAUCCAUUGAUGAUACCAUUGUAACACUCAAGGGGCUUCUAGUCAGAACUGAGAACGUUCUGACAGACAAUCUGAGAAUCUUGAAGAAUAACAAAGCAGAAGAAAUUCUGAAAUAUGAAAGGGGCCUUGGGGAAUUUAAGAAAAUUCCAGAGUAUACUGAAUUCGAAAUUCCUCAGUUUACACUCAGGCCAGUCAAGGUUGAAGAUAUUUUUACAAAGUUUGGGUUUCUGACUCCUGAACCUAAAAAUCAAGACAGAAAUGUCUUCGUUCCUGCAGAGGUAAAGCAAACAUUCGAAACAAUUAAAAGUGGCUUCCCUUCAGACAAUCUGGUAGCAUGCGUCUCAAAGGAAGAAGUUUGGAUCACUGGUAAAGAUAAAAUAAUGAAGCGUUUUGACAGCCAAAAUACUCUUUUAGAGACAGUUGAUACGUUAACGGGAAAUUGGCCCUGCGAUGUAUGUUUGACCAAACAUGGAGAUCUUUUGUAUAGCGACUGGAACGAUAGGAGUGUGAAUCUUGUAAAUGGCGGGAAAAUUAAAAGAAUUGUUGCACUGGACGGGUGGAAACCUUCAGGAAUUUGUCCCUCGUGUGUUGGCGAACUUCUGGUGUGCAUGCAGAGUCAUAAUGAGCACGAAAGCAAGGUUGUUCGAUUCUCGAAGUCCGUUGUAAUACAGGAAAUACAGUACGAUAGCAAUGGGAAGCCUCUUUAUAGCAGUGGCGGUUACACGAUGUUUAUAGCUGAAAAUAGAAACUUGGACGUCUGCGUGAGUGACUUUCGAGCACGUCAGGUUAUAGUGGUGAGUAAGUGGGGCAAACUUCGCUUCAAGUAUGACGGAAAAAUCAGCUCAGAACGGGCUUUCUCACCAUAUGCCACUGACACAGACAAGAUGUCGAGGAUAUUUAUAGUGGACAGCGGAAGUCGUUGUAUCCACGUGAUUGAUGCCGACGGCCAUUUUCUCGCCUUCAUUCCAGCAUGCGGGAAUAUUGAACCGCUUGGACUGAGCAUGAAGGAUGGCGUUAUGUUCGUUGGAAGUGGCAAUAGUGACAUUGUUAACUGUAUGAAGUACAAUAAUUACAUAUAA